CCACCGCCUGAUUCUUCGGGUUUCGGAUCUGCCGUGUUCGAUUGACGGAGAUGUCUUUCUCCUCCGCUUGCUGUGGUAAGCGCCCUAGAAGGCCAAGUGCCCUUCCAGAUCGAACAAUCCGGCCCUCCCUACGAAAUUCCAAAAAAUGGUCUUGCAAUUGCAUGCUCCUCUUAAUAACCACCACCACCACUACAGCCACCGCCGCCACCACUUGCAGAUUCAGCGUCGUCUAAAUAUCCACCAUCCACCUCAAAUCCAGCUGCCUAAGCUCUCUUUCAGUAUCCCAAUCUCGCCGUCGCUACGCUUCUCUCUUGCUUCCCGGUCGAUUUCUCCUUUGCGAUCGCAGAAGCUCUCGGCUUCGUUGGAUUCGGGUUCGGGUCAAAAUUAUGCAUCCGAACCACCGCAGAUCCCUCAACAGACUACGGUUUCUUUCCUGGAGGUCCUGAAGAAAUCAAAUUCUUUUCUGCCACACGUAACCCUUGCUAGCACGCUGUUGGCUCUCGUCUUUCCACCUUCUUUCACAUGGUUUACCAACAGGUACUACGCACCUGCAUUAGGGUUUUUGAUGUUUGCAGUUGGGGUUAAUUCCAGCGAAAAGGAUUUCCUCGAAGCUUUCAAAAGACCGGCAGCUAUUUUAGCUGGUUAUACUGGCCAAUUUCUUGUCAAGCCGAUUCUUGGAUAUGUUUUUGGCACUAUUGCAGUAGCAAUAUUUGGUCUUCCAACUCCAGUAGGUGCUGGGAUUAUGUUAGUAUCUUGUGUUAGUGGCGCCCAGCUCUCAAACUAUGCUACUUUUCUGACGGACCCUACCAUGGCCCCUCUAAGCAUCGUCAUGACGUCAUUAUCUACUGCUUCUGCUGUAUUUAUCACACCACUCUUAUCGUUGUUGCUUAUUGAGAGACUGCCUGUUGACGUAAGGGGAAUGGUGUCCAGCAUUAUGCAGAUUGUAAUCACACCAGUUGCUGCAGGCUUGCUUUUGAAUCGGUUCCUUCCCCGAAUAUGUGGUGCUAUUCAGCCAUUUUUGCCUCCUCUCUCUGUAUUUGUGACAGCUUGCUGUGUUGGAGCACCACUUGCCAUUAACAUUGAGUCUGUUAUGUCUCCUUUUGGACUAACUGUUUUGUUGCUCGUUAUAGCAUUUCAUUUGACGGCUUUCGUAGCCGGCUAUUUUCUUACUGGCGUGGUCUUUCAUACGGCACCUGAUGUUAAAGCGCUACAAAGAACACUAUCUUAUGAGACAGGAAUGCAAAGCAGCCUUCUGGCCUUGGCCCUUGCAAAUAGAUUUUUCCAAGAUCCGCUCGUUGGAGUGCCUCCGGCAAUCUCUACUGUGAUCAUGUCUUUGAUGGGCUUCUCCCUUGUCAUGGUUUGGGCCAAAAGGAAAGAAGAACAAUGACAAAGCCCGUCUCAAAUUGUCGGAAGUUGGCUCUGUGAUUCUUGAGGACUUGCAUAUGGGGAGCUUUCUUUUUAUAUGUCGAACCGUAUGGAGACCUAUAUGACUGUAGUUUCGUUGAUUUUGUACUGUUCAAGUUUUUCAUUUUAUACAAACAAUAGUGGGGUACGGAAUAAAUUGAACUUAGGAUUGUUGAUCUAGAAGUAAAUGCUCUCAACUAGUUGAGCUACACCAGCCCAUCCCUCUCCGAAGCGCUAAAAUUUGUAUCAACUUGUUUUGUAUAUUAUUCCUAAUGUAAAAAUUAUGAGUUUCCACAUUUUGAAUAAAAUCACUCUCUCUCUCUCUCUC
Pyrus x bretschneideri (Chinese white pear) is the source of this 1732-nucleotide messenger RNA. RefSeq names its product probable sodium/metabolite cotransporter BASS5, chloroplastic. The record is from RefSeq and is a predicted model, not a curated record. NCBI's taxonomy places the organism in Eukaryota, Viridiplantae, Streptophyta, Magnoliopsida, Rosales, Rosaceae. Gene Ontology annotation, cellular component: membrane.